CGGUUACUUCCGACUUCAUAAAUAUAUAUAAAGUGAUCAACAUCGAUACUGAUCAAAUCGCAGUAGACAUCUUCAGAUCAAGGAAGACAUAAGCGUCACAGUCUGAAUAAACAACAACAGAACAAAAUGACUCGCUAUUUAUUAUUUUUAUUAAUGGUUUCGACUGUCAAAGCAAAUUGCCAACAAGAAGAAAAUUGCUAUUCCCCAAAUUGCUACUGCAGCAACAAAUGGUUUCCAAAAAUGAACGUUACAGAUAUACCCCAGAUGGUAUACUUCGGGUUCGACGAUGCAGUUAAUAGCUUAGUUAGCAAAUAUUACGAUGAAAUAUUCACCAGUAACCAUUCUAAUCCCAAUGGCUGCCCAAUCACGAUGUCUCUUUAUGUAUCUGAUCAUUAUACAAACUACAGAUUAGUCAAAAAAUACUAUGAUGCCGGUCAUGAGAUAGGUGUUCAUAGUGUUACUCACACGAGAAUAGAUACUACUGAACUUAUUUCAAAAGAGGCCAAACAACAAAGAGACAACCUAAUUAAAUAUGCGGAAGUCAAGAAAGAUGAUAUCGUUGGAUGGCGAAGUCCAUUUUUACUUUCAGCAGGUGAUGAUCAACCUCGAAUAUUAAACAAUCUGGGAUUUAAAUAUGAUAUAACACUUACUUACAGAGGACAGGAUCAUAAUAAGUAUGACAUUAUCUGGCCUUCUACAUUAGACUUCCCUUGGCCCUAUCGUUGUUUCUUAAACUGUCCGCGCAGCGCAGUUAAAGGAUUCUGGCAAGUUCCUGUCAUUCCUUUGUUUGAUAAAAAUAAUAAGUAUAAAUGCACGUAUGUUGACGGGUGUAUACAGCCACCUUACAAUGAAACGGAAGCUUUCGAUUACCUUUGGAAUAAUUUCAAUAACUAUUAUAAGAGUUCUCGUGCCCCAUUCGGCCUCAAUAUGCAUGCUGCAUGGUUUGUUUAUUCGGAUUACAGAGUUUCAGCAGUGAACAAAUUUUUAGAAAAAAUUCUUGCUUUAAAAGAUGUUUAUGUAGUUAGUGUUAAACAAGUAUUAGAAUGGAUGAAAAACCCCACGCCAUUAUCAAAACUCAAAGAUUUCAAACCAUGGUCUUGCGCCCAUCCAAAAUUAUAAAAAAAAAAAAAAGCAAAUUAAAGCACGUAGAAA
Molecule: messenger RNA, 1152 nt
Organism: Octopus bimaculoides (California two-spot octopus)
Lineage: Eukaryota; Metazoa; Mollusca; Cephalopoda; Octopoda; Octopodidae
Product: chitin deacetylase 1
Biological process (GO): carbohydrate metabolic process
Molecular function (GO): hydrolase activity, acting on carbon-nitrogen (but not peptide) bonds
Source: RefSeq, a predicted model, not a curated record